Molecule: messenger RNA, 1213 nt
Organism: Diabrotica virgifera virgifera (western corn rootworm)
Lineage: Eukaryota; Metazoa; Arthropoda; Insecta; Coleoptera; Chrysomelidae
Exons: 3
Coding region: 398-1186 (262 amino acids)
Source: RefSeq, a predicted model, not a curated record
CUUCUGUGCGAUUUGAACCUGCUACCUCUCGAUCCAUAUAUCACUGCCUAUCCCACUGAGCUAAUCUGGCACUUACCAAAAAUGUGUAUUUUAUUGUAUAAAUGAAAUGCUUUGGAAGCUGAACAACAGCUGAAAUAAAUUUGAAGAAGCGCUGUUUAUUUGUCGAACAAAAGCUGAAAAUAAUUAUCGGAAUUUUAGUUGAAUAACUUCUGAAUACUUUCUGCAAAAGUAAACAACGCCACAUUCACUAAAUUUUAGCUGAAUUGAGAUUGAUUAUUAGCAGAACAAAACACUCCUGGGAUUUACCGCGAAAAUACUGUCUUGUCUGUAAACGGAGAUCAAAAUUUAUUUGUUUUUCCUAUUUUUAUAGUGAUUUUUGCGUAAGUUUUAAGUCAAAAUGAAUAGGUGUAAUCCAGAACCCCAUUUUAAAAUCGUUGAGACGAUAGAAGCUGGAAGGUCGGUCUUAACUGUUGUUCCACACAAGUGGAUAAAAAACAAAAUUUUAUUUUGGCCACCAAAAAACGUGAAAAAUCUGAUAAAGGAUGUCAAUUCUACUCCAGACAUUACGUGGAAUAAAAUAAUAUGUCGCAUCAAAAGAAAUUAUUAUAAAAAUCGCAUUGCAGCUGAAACUGAACUUUUAGAAAUGUCGGGAGGUUCGGCAACGUCUUCAACUGAUUCCGAGGUUUUAGGAGAAAUGAAAGAAAAAAAUAAAGUAAGAAACACAAAAAAGGUCACUAGUCAACAAAAUUUUGAAACUCUGUUUGCAUCAUCAUCGUCAAAAUUUUGUUCGUUUCAACCAAUCAUACCGGAAGAAACUCCUGAGCCUGUUGUUGAAAGCGAAAAUAUAAUUUUGGAAACCAAUUUUUCGGAUGAGGCAAUUAUUUCUCCUGAAGCAAUUGCAAAUGCGCAGUUUUUAAAUGUCAUCGAACAGCCUUUGAUUGGAGAAGAAAGUAAAAACGACAUUAUUAACAAGUUGAAUGACAUUGAGCAAACAUUUAAUCAGUUUAAAAAUGAUAUAACAGAGAGCGUAAAAGAUAUGUUGGUGAAGGCAGUUGCGGCAAUUAAAUCAGAUUUUGAUGCCAAAUUAUUGUCAGCAAUGCAGAAUUUUAAAAACAAUCAUCAGGAUGAUGACAAUAUUCAAUUUGAAUUUCAUGCCGUUUCAACCUCACAGGAGUUAAGUCAAUAGAGGAAAAUCUCAAAGAUCCAAAUUAUG